CGCUAUAUAUAUCGUGGAAGAUGAUUGUUGUCUCUGUUAGAGAGAAGCGAAAAUAAAAGUAAAGAAAAAAUAUAUAUGAGAAAGUAGUUAAGAGAUUAGUGUCGGUGGUUUUUUGAACUACUCUUAUGCUGUUUCGUGUUCCUCUCAUCUCUUCUUGGCCCACGUGUUCAUCAACCUCCCUGCGCAUGUAAUCGCUUCGCCGUCAAUAUCACAUCCUCUCUAGAUCGGAUAGAAAGUUGAUUCUUUCGUUGUUUCUUGGAAUCUCCGGCGAAAACCCACAUGGAGACAGUGAUGGAAGUGGCGGCGGCUGUUCCUACUUCGACGGUUGCGGCGCCGGCGGCGACGAGGAAGAGAGAGAAACCGUAUAAAGGGAUAAGGAUGAGGAAGUGGGGGAAGUGGGUGGCGGAGAUUAGAGAGCCUAACAAACGGUCUAGGAUCUGGCUUGGCUCUUACUCAACUCCCGAGGCGGCGGCGAGAGCUUACGACACGGCGGUGUUCUAUCUCCGAGGUCCGUCUGCUCGGCUUAACUUCCCGGAGCUUUUAGCCGGCGUUACGGUAGCGGGAGGAAACGGUGGUGGGGAUAUGUCGGCGGCUUACAUAAGGAGAAAAGCAGCGGAGGUUGGAGCGCAAGUGGAUGCGUUAGAAGCGGCGGGAGGCAGUCGUCAUCAUCAUCAUCAUCAACAGUAUCAACGUGGUAAUCAUGAUUACGUGGAUGAUGAUCAUAGUGUUAAUCAUAGUGAUUAUCGCCUUAAUGAUGGUCAGCAUGAGUUUAGUAGUAAGGAUAAGAGGUGUAACGGGUCAUGGGAAGCGGUCGAUUUAAACAAAUUACCCGACCCGGAAACUUCAGAGGACGAUUAGGAAAGGAAUCCACCCAAAAAACACAAAACGUUGUAGAACUUAGAUUUUUAGAGAAUGUUUUGUCUGUAUGAUGCGCGGAGGUUGCUAACAUGCACCUCUUUACUGAGUUUGUGAUUACUGAUUUUAACUACUAGUGUAAUGGUAUGUUUCUAUAAAUAGUUUUCACUCAA
This is a messenger RNA of Brassica napus (rape), 1028 nucleotides long. RefSeq names its product ethylene-responsive transcription factor RAP2-10. The record is from RefSeq and is a predicted model, not a curated record. NCBI's taxonomy places the organism in Eukaryota, Viridiplantae, Streptophyta, Magnoliopsida, Brassicales, Brassicaceae. Bases 280 to 858 code for a protein of 192 amino acids. Gene Ontology annotation, molecular function: DNA-binding transcription factor activity; DNA binding. The transcript has a single exon. Gene Ontology annotation, biological process: regulation of DNA-templated transcription.